This is a messenger RNA of Anopheles maculipalpis, 1467 nucleotides long. It is a transcript of the gene Pisd, whose product is annotated as phosphatidylserine decarboxylase proenzyme, mitochondrial. The record is from RefSeq and is a predicted model, not a curated record. Gene Ontology annotation, molecular function: phosphatidylserine decarboxylase activity. Bases 4 to 1452 code for a protein of 482 amino acids. The transcript has 7 exons. Lineage: Eukaryota; Metazoa; Arthropoda; Insecta; Diptera; Culicidae. Gene Ontology annotation, cellular component: mitochondrion. Gene Ontology annotation, biological process: phosphatidylethanolamine biosynthetic process.
ACGAUGGCGGUGUUUAUGCCCAAAUAUCGAUUAUUCUCGAAGGCGGUUAACUUGAAACCGAACUCCAGACAGUGGUCUGCGCGAUGGACUAUUGUGCAGCGAUCAAUAUAUGGUAGUAGACAGCUUCAGCAGCAGCAGCAGCCGAAUUCAUCCUCCACAAAUCACCACCACCACCACCAGCAGCAGCAUCAGCAGCAGCACCAUCAGCAACAGUUCCACCAUCAGUCGACGACAGGUAAAUCCCGUAGCAAAGUUUACAGAAAGUGGAGUUGGAAGGCCGGUGCAGGUUGGACUAUAUUAUCGGUUUUGGAUUGGUGGUUACUAGCGGCGGGAGGUUGGCUGACUUGGCGCGGUGUAUUUCUUCGUUGGACACCCAUCGGUAUCUGCAUGGUGGUGGCAGCAAAGUGGCACCUUCACAAUCGUGAACUCGAUAAGAAGGGCCUACCGCGAACCGCCGCAAAAUGGCAGGCGAAAAUGUACUGCUCGCUGCCACUGCGCCUUAUGAGCCGUUGCUGGGGUUGGAUGGCCGAUCGAAAGGUUCCAAAACCGGUGCGUCCCAUGAUUUUCGGACUCUACUCGACCACGUUCGGAGUGAAGAUGGAGGAAGCCGCUGCCGAUAACUUCAAAGAGUACCGUAGUUUAGGAGAGUUUUUCACCCGUCCUCUUAAAGAAGAUGCCCGGCCUAUCGAUCCAAAAACUAGCUUUGUGUCACCCUGUGAUGGACGAAUUCUUCACUUUGGUGCUGCCAACUCAAAUCAAAUUGAGCAGGUUAAAGGAGUGUCCUACAGCUUGGAAGCUUUUCUAGGCCCUCCGACGUGGACGAAAAAGGACGCCCCGGAGAUGGUGGAAAAGGUGAAGCGAAAAGCCUCUCCCGACAGUGUACUGUAUCAGUGCGUUAUCUACCUAGCACCGGGUGACUACCAUCGGUUCCAUUCGCCAACGCUAUGGAAACCGGAACUGCGAAGACACUUUUCCGGUGAGCUGCUAUCGGUUAGUCCGAAGAUUGCUGGCUGGAUUCCGGGGCUGUUUUGCCUCAACGAAAGAGCCGUCUACAUUGGCAAGUGGAAACACGGAUUCUUCAGCUACACCGCUGUGGGAGCUACUAAUGUCGGUUCGGUGGAGAUCUUUAUGGACGAAAAGCUGAAAACCAACAAAUGGGUAGGAUUAGCGUGCGGUAGUCACAAAAAGAAGGAGUACGAUGAGUUGGAAAUGCCUGGUGAUAAGUACCUGGACAAGGGUGAACUGGUCGGUCAGUUCCGGAUGGGCAGUACCAUUGUGUUAAUCUUCGAAGCGCCUAAAGAAUUUAAGUUCAAUCUUUUCCCUGGCCAGCGAGUAAAAGUCGGCGAACGGUUAGGAACGUUCGAGGGCACGGAAGAAACGGCGGAAGAUGCGGAGGAAGUGAAGCGGGCGAUCAAAUCCUUGGACGAACCAGAACCGGUAACAAAUCCGUGAAAAGUAUUCAGCGAC